CAGACGCCGCACUUGCUCUCUGUGGCGGCGGCUGCUUCUGAAGUAAGUAAACUUCACAGUUCACAGAGCUCUUCCUUUCUUUCUUCUGUCAAUGGAAAUUCACAAGUGUUCAUCUGAUGAUGGUGAUGUUUCAUUGAAUCUGGAGCUUCCAACAAAUGACCUCUGGUUCAAGAAAAAGAAGAAACUACUGGAGGACAUGGGUUCUAAUCCAUUGGGACCUUUGCACGUACAAAGUUUUGCUACUGCUGAUCAGCUAAAAACAGCAUUCACUUUAAUACUUCAACAAGCUAGAAUCAUAAACUUAGAUGAGCUAGAGCUUUAUUUUGGUGGUGAUGAUGCCAAUAAUCUGGUUGGUUUCAAUAGUCCAAGGAAUGAGCUAGAAGCUCUUCAUUCAGUCCUUGCAGCCAUUGAUCAGGCAUUUCCCAGCAGUAAAGAUGCUAAUGUGGUUGCAUUGCAAGAUCUACGCCAAAAAACUGUUGAUUUGAUCAGCGAAUUCUCCAAUAGAAUCAAAGAGGACACUAAAAUUUGUGCAGAGUGUACAAUUGAAAAGGAAAACUCUUUGUUACAGUGGGCUGAAAGCAAUGGUGUGAAGUCAAAGUUGAGGAUAGCUUAUGUUGAAGGAGCUGGAAGAGGGGCCAUAGCAACACAAGAUCUGAAAGUUGGAGACAUUGCACUGGAGGUCCCUAUAUCUGUUAUCAUUUCUGAGAACCUUGUACAGGAAUCUGACAUGUAUUCUAUUUUGAAAGUAGUUGAUGGGAUGUCUUCAGAAACAAUGUUGUUGUUGUGGAGCAUGAAGGAGAAGCACAACCGUCAUUCAAAAUUUAAGUUAUAUUUUGAUACACUGCCUGAAGCAUUCAAUACAGGUUUGAGUUUUGGUGUUGAAGCUAUCAUGACAUUAGAUGGUACAUUGCUCUUAGAGGAGAUAGUGCAAGCAAAAGAGCACUUGAGGUUACAGUAUGAUGAGUUGUUUCCUGCACUUUGUAAUGAUCAUCCUGAUACCUUUCCUCCUGAGCUUUACACCUGGGAGCAGUUCUUAUGGGCUUGUGAACUUUGGUACUCUAAUAGCAUGAAGAUUAUGUUUAGCGAUCGAAAGCUAAGGACAUGCUUGAUUCCUAUUGCUGGAUUUCUUAAUCAUUCGACAUCUCCACACAUCCUGCACUAUGGCAAAGUAGAUUCUACCACAAAUACCAUUAGGUUUCCUUUAUCAAGACCAUGCAGUACAGGAGAACAAUGUUUUUUAAGCUAUGGGAACUUCUCCAGUUCUCAUCUGCUUACUUUCUACGGUUUCUUGCCACGGCUAGAAAAUCCCUAUGAUGUUAUUCCACUUGAUAUAGAUACUGCCAUGGAUGAGGGUUUCGAGGAUGCUGAACUUGCACCCGACUGGACAUCACAUAUGGUAAGGGGUACAUGGUUUUCAAAAAACCCUGGAGUCUUCCACUACAGGUUGCCAUUUCCUUUACUGGAUCAUAUGCGCAGAGCCCGGAAUCCUUCGUUAAAAACAAUAGCCCUGACGCAAGAAAACUUGGAGAUUGAACUGGAAAUACUCGGAGAUCUCUGCUCAACCUUUGAAGCAAUGAUGGAAUCACUCGGGGAUGCAGAAACCGAUGACCAGGAUAACGUGAGGUGGGACGUAAAGCUUGCUGUUGAAUUUAAGAACCUACAUCGAAGAAUUGUCUCCUCCAUUGUAAACUCGUGUAAAGGCGGCUGUGAAUUGUUAGAAUGUGAACUACAGAAAUGUAUGUCACAAGAUUGAUGUGGCCAAAUGAGCUUGAGAAGUAGCAGUACUCUGUAUCAGGCUAGUUCUAUUCUUGAAUCUUGAUUUUAUUUUCCAGUUAGUCAAUCCUCUAACUUUUUUAUUUGUUUUUUUUGUGAGGGUUUUAGAGUACUCUGCUGUUGAAGUUUUUAUUGGCAAAAUUUAUACCAUUGGGAAGUUUUGUUUGUUAAAA
Messenger RNA from Ipomoea nil (Japanese morning glory), 1946 nucleotides. RefSeq lists its product as uncharacterized. Gene Ontology annotation, cellular component: nucleus. The coding region runs from base 92 to 1753 and encodes 553 amino acids. Gene Ontology annotation, biological process: peptidyl-lysine monomethylation. The record is from RefSeq and is a predicted model, not a curated record. Gene Ontology annotation, molecular function: protein-lysine N-methyltransferase activity; protein binding. NCBI's taxonomy places the organism in Eukaryota, Viridiplantae, Streptophyta, Magnoliopsida, Solanales, Convolvulaceae. The transcript has 12 exons.